Molecule: messenger RNA, 1563 nt
Organism: Lepus europaeus (European hare)
Lineage: Eukaryota; Metazoa; Chordata; Mammalia; Lagomorpha; Leporidae
Gene: CPA4
Product: carboxypeptidase A4
Exons: 12
Coding region: 1-1563 (520 amino acids)
Biological process (GO): proteolysis
Molecular function (GO): zinc ion binding; metallocarboxypeptidase activity
Source: RefSeq, a predicted model, not a curated record
AUGAGGUGGCUCCUGCUCGUCGCGACCCUCGUUGGGUCCAGCAUCUGUGGCCGAGAGAAAUUUUUGGGUCGUGGACCUAGCAAACGCGGUGGCAUCCUCCCUGGGGCCCACCGAUGCUUCAGUGAGCAGUCGGGGCGAGGGGAAGCUCCCACGGAGCACCCAGGUGGGCAGGCGGCCAGGACACAGAAUGCCCGAGUGGAGGAGGAUGUGCCCUCUCGCCUGUCUCCCUUCAUCCCCUCCGUCUCACGGACCUCCCCGGUCCUUCUUGCUCUGCUGGUGCCUUCUGCCCUGACCUUUAGGCUUUUUAAGGAUGGGAUGGUGGCCAGGAUGUCUGGAGGUGCUGGGCGGGCAGAGAGCAGGAAGGACCAAGUUUUUAGGAUUAAUGUCAGAAAUGGAGACGAGAUCAGCAAAUUGAGUUGGCUGGUGAAUUCGGACAACUUUAAGCUCAAUGUCUGGAAAUCUCCCUCCACCUUUGGUCGGCCGGUAGAUGUCCUGGUCCCAUCUGUCAGCGUGCAGUCGGUCAAGUCCUUCCUGGCAUCCCAGGGCUUGGAGUACUCGGUGACAAUUGAAGACCUACAGGCCCUGUUAGACAACGAAGAUGAAGAGAUGCAACAGAACGAAGGGCAGGAACGGAGCGGCAGUAACUUCAACUAUGGCGCUUAUCAUUCUCUGGAAGCCAUUUACCACGAGAUGGACAGCAUUGCCACAGAUUUUCCUGACCUGGCGAGCAGGGUGAAGAUUGGACGUUCCUUUGAGAACCGGCCCAUGUACGUCCUGAAGUUCAGCACUGGAAAAGGAGGCCAACGGCGGCCGGCCGUUUGGCUGAAUGCAGGCAUCCAUUCCCGCGAGUGGGUCUCCCAGGCCACGGCCAUCUGGACGGCGAGGAAGAUUGCCUCCGACUACCAGAGGGAUCCAGCCCUCACCGCCAUCUUGGAGAAAAUGGAUAUUUUCUUGUUGCCUGUGGCCAAUCCCGAUGGAUAUGUGUACACACAGACUCAUAACCGGAUGUGGAGGAAGACACGGUCCUUCAAUCCUGGAAGCCCCUGCAUUGGCACUGAUCCAAACAGGAACUGGAAUGCAAGCUUUGCGGGACAGGGAACCAGUGCCGACCCUUGCUCCGAAGUGUAUCAUGGCCCGCAUGCCAAUUCGGAAGUGGAGGUGAAAUCGGUGGUCGAUUUCAUUCAGAAUCACGGGAAUUUCAAAUGCUUCAUCGACCUGCAUAGCUACUCGCAGCUGCUGAUGUAUCCAUAUGGGUACACUGUCAAGAAGGCCCCGGAUGCAGACGAGCUGGACGAGGUGGCGCGGUGUGCGGCCGAGGCUCUGGCUUCCGUGUCGGGCACUGAGUACCAAGUGGGUCCCACCUGCACCACUGUCUACCCAGCUAGUGGGAGCAGCAUCGACUGGGCGUAUGAUAAUGGCAUCAAGUACGCAUUCACCUUUGAGCUGCGAGACACCGGGCACUAUGGCUUCCUCCUGCCGGCCAACCAGAUCAUCCCCACUGCCGAGGAGAGUUGGUUGGGGCUAAAGACCAUCAUGGAGCAUGUCCGGGACCAUCUCUACUAA